CCACGAGCGGGCUUAGUCAGUCAGCCGCGAGCCGCGGUGAACUGAAGGUGUGGGGAGUGUAUUUGUGGGCCGACGGGCCAAAAAUGGCGGAGCGUACGAAGACGACAGCCCCGGCCACCCGGCCAGUUCCCAUGAAGCUGUUCGCCACCUGGGAAGUGGACCGUACAGCGCCCGACUGCAUACCCAGGCUGUGCUCCCUGACCCUGACCCGGCUGGUGAUUCUACGGCCGCUUGGCUCCGAUCUAACUUCCAUCAGCAUCGCGGUGAAGAUGCACGGCUCGAAAAGGACGCUGCGCUCGAACGAGAUGGCCAUACCUCCUGGCGGCAUGCUGGACACCGAGCUGGAGCUGCAAUUCGCCCUUCAGUAUCCCCAUUUCCUGAAGAGGGACGGCAACAAGCUGCUGAUACUGCUGCAGAGACGGAAACGGUACAAGAAUCGCACGAUGCUCGGCUACAAGACCUUGGCCGAGGGUGUCAUCAACAUGGCGCAGGUUCUACAGAAGCAGAUGGACCUGGAGCUGGAGCUGGUAUCUUACAAGGCCGAGAAGUACGCCGGUCAUUCGGUCGCUUUCGCUCGCGUCAGCGUGGUUGCGUUGAGCUCGCAGCCGGUCGACCAGGACAAAAGACUGAUGAACGACCCGAACGAAAGACUCUGUCCGGAAUACAGCGACGAAGAGGAGGAGUUCAGCUCGGAGGGCGAGGCGGAGGGCAGCGACAGCGAGCCGACUCUCGAGAUGCACAGGCGGAAGAGCCGAGCGAAGAUUCCGAACGCCAGGAUUGUUGCAGAUGUAGUCGGGAAACGCGGCACUAAACAGUGGACAUUAUUGGAACACCGUGCACGAAACGGGCGUUUAAUUGAACGAUUGUCGCUGUUGCAGCAAAGGAAUUUAAAGCAGAAGUUCAUAGCCCUGCUGAAACGACGGUUUAGGGUAUCCGAGGAUCUUGAUCAGGAUCAAGAAGAGAUCGGACAGAAACUUUCAGGUGGAGACAUGGAGAUCGAGGAGCUGUUCGACGAGCUGGAAGACCUGUCCGACAGUGGCCCGGAGCUGGACACCAUGUCCGUCAGCAGCACGCCUAAGCCGUCCCUGCGUCCCUUCUUCAGCUCUAGUCGAUCCCUUCUGGCGCCACCUCAUUCCGUAGUAACCAACGAGGAGACCGGAAGCACUUCUGCGACGGCCGUAGGUCAACAGAGCGCAGGUCAGCCACCUAAAGAGAAACACCGUGUCGGACACACCACGCCAGAGCGAGGCGUGGAUAGGCAAAGCGAUGAUAGCUCCCGGAGAGCGGACAGUGAUUCGCAUCCGGAGAAUUGGACGGAUCACGAGGCGAACGAUCCCCCGAAUUACGUGCCGGGCUCGCCGCCGAAGUCCGAGCAGCACAAUAAAAACGAGGGCUCGGACAAAAGGACCAGACUUUUUGCCCGCGAUAGAGGCACGCCGGGUAGCAAUAAGUCUAAAAAGCACAGCCUCAGCGUAGACUUGAAGCCACCCGCCGACUUGAAUAGCUCCGAGCCAAGGAAAGCCUUAGUGGAGCAAUUAAGCCGCGUUUUACCCGAUGACAGUCUGCCAGACGCGGUGUCAUUGGUCUCAUUAUCGGAUCCUGGUGGAGCGUUGCUCGCCGCGAGGCUUCAGGAAAGGAACCACCGAGUUCUAACCACCGCCUCCCCUGCUGACAUUCGUGCCACGUUCACAUGCUUGGUCACACGAAUACAAAAAUUUUGCAAUAGCUCGGCGAAGCCCCCAGCACCGAUCAAAGUGGUGAUCGCCGGUGGAGACUGUUUCGUGAACGCGGUGCUACGCCAUUAUGUGGAUCUGCUGAGCUUUCGGCCGCCAGAUUGGCAGAAUUAUCUCAAGUUCUUGGUCGUGCCUCUGGGUUCCAACACAUUGUCGAAGUAUCUCAGCUCGAUAGACGGGAAGUACUCGAUGCUUUUUGGCGAGGAAUGGAAGGAGCUGCUCGAUAGGGAGGGCGGGGGUGCGGGCGAGUGCGCGGUGAGGGUGGCAGAGUAUUUGGCUGUCUCUGGAACCACCUUGCUGUUGCCAAUCGGUGAAGCCAUGGUUACCUACAGGGAGACAGACGACAGCAGCCAAAUAUUCAUCCCGUUCAUAAACGACGUGCGAGUGGGCUGCCCGGACAGCAGUUCCUCGGCUUCGGUGGAUCUGGACGAAACCAACGCAACGAUGUCCGGUUCGCCGCCGUCUUUGCCACCCGCUGGUCUGCCGAUUCCUCCACCAGGUCGGUUAACACCCCCGAGCAGUCCCAACGUUGGUCAACCGAUGAGGGAAGGCUGGGAACCGGUCGAGCUGCAGCUCGAUUACUGGAGCAAGCAGACCCAGGGUGAAAAGGGCAAGAACACCUUGAGGCAAGCGUUCAGGGCCCUUCACGUUCAAAGACUCCCACCACUCGGGGAAACGCACGGCAACCAUUUGUCCAUGAACUACACGACCAAGGAGAAAAAACAGAAAAUUUCAGAUUACUUCCUUUUUGCUUUCUUUCACGUAAUAUCAUCCCAUAACGUUGCUACUUUUACAGUAAUGAGGUUGGGCAAGAAGAAAGAAAAAGAGAAGGAAAACGAGCCAAAGAGUCAAACGGUCGACGGCGUCACGCGACUAAUUUGUUCUGCGAAAACUCAUAACAUUCCAUUAAGAGUGAGCAUCGACGGUACUGAGUGGUACGGCGUGAAAUUCUUCCAACUAUCGGCGCAGUGGCAAACGCACAUCAAGACGUUCCCGAUAGCCCUCUUGGAGUACAGUUCUCAACAGCAGUCUCCGAACACGACGUAAAACCUCCCCCGCACCCGUCAAAGGACACACGUUUUACCGUUUAUUUGUGUUCAUCGAUAUUGCCAAUUAGGAUCAUCAGCUUAAGCUUGCGCGCAAACCCGAUAACCAUCAAAUCCUACUGGUAGAUACAAAAGAAACAAACCAAAAACAAAAAAAAGACACGAAAGAAAGGUAAAAAGAGAAAAUUUAUGCAGCGAGUAGAGAAAAGCGUAGUCAGAAUACAGAGUCCUCCGCUUUGAAACUGGACGAGAAUGGAGCCGACCAGGCAAGUAUCCUAAUUCUGCCAAUUUCUAUACUUUGUUUUCUUCAUUUCCGUUGUUGCAAUCUAUAGCCUCCGUUAAGAAACAAUUUUAUCGGCUUUGUAUAAAAGUAAACGAGAGCGCGCGUGAAUAUAGAGACGGUAACACAUAUCGUAUUGAAAUUAUAAGGACACGAUUACAGUCCAUGGAUUUCGUUGGUUAUAUGGGAAUGCCGCAUCUGGUUCGAAUAGGAAAUCGUUCGAGCACAGACAAGAAAUUUUCUAAUAUGAAAUUCACUCUCCGUUUGUGCAAGACUUUUUAAGAAAACGCAGCGCGAUUUUAUAGCGGGUGCACGGCUAAGAUAGAUCUUUGUCUAAAUCGCAAAAACGACAAAAGGGAAAGCAGAGCAGGAGGGGGAGGGAAAGUUUCUGUCAUUAAAUUAUCUAUUUAUUUAAUUAACGCGGUUCUGCGAUAGACGGGGCGCGGCCAGCGACGUUAUCGAAGAAGUCUGUGAUACAGGCAAACAUUUCUCUUAGCGCACAAACCACGUUGGUGAACAUGGUCGGUGACGUACGCCGAUAGAGACACAAUUACACUCGUACACACGUACACACAGGUUCGUCGGAAAGAGAAUGACGAGAACAGUAUGCGAGCCUCCGGGAGAUAGAAAUCGAUACGACGAAGAAAAUAGCUCAUUAGUUCUUAUACUCCUUUUCUCGUUUAAGAUUUCGACGUAUUUUUUGUAUUCCAUUUUAUAGACUUUUAGCCCCAGGCUGCUGUAGUUUAAAUACUCUAUUUUCAGAUUUUAUUAUUUAAUACUUUAUUCCUAUAUUAGAACUCGAUUCCCGAUCUUCGAUAGAGUACGUGUGUACUCGAUCGCGAUUAUCGUUAAGCCGUUGAAAUGCGAGAGCGGAAGAGGUCGAGCAGACUCUUCUCGCGUAGACACAGAGAGAAGUGGUCGAAACGCAAAGUGGCUUGCACGUUUCCGUCGCGAGAAGACGGAGUUUAUGAUUUCAUUCGAAUCUUUUCCACUGUCGUAACGAAAGAGAAAUGAACGACGCGCCGCUGCGAGCAACAGUCCGGCUAGCUUAUCCUUCAGCCUUCGCACCUUAAAAACCAUAUCAUGAGAAAAUGAUAAACGAUAGGAACUAACGUUAACGUUGUCGUAGGAUUAGGAACAGAGUGAGAGCGAGUGAGAGCGAGCAAACAGAGAAAACAAUGAACAAGUUCUCCCUCGGGGAGGAACAAACUGUUUAGCGUAAGGGUAGAACACUAAAAGAAAACGUACUUUUUCGACUUCUUCCUUUUUGAUCAUAGCAACGAGACGAGAAACUUACGUGAAGAAAAGAGAACGAAAAAAGAUUCUAGAACAGUGCUUUACUGUUUCCAGCGACGUAGCCGUCGUCUUGACUGCCUAAUGCCAAAUUGAGAAAAGAAAAAGACAAAAAGAAGAAAAGAGAAUGGCAAAACGCCUACCGAAAUUUCCCCGAGAAUCCCGAAACGGAAAGAUAAGACUUUGAGGCGGCAUUCUGUUAGCAAGGAGCGAUAACGACGCCCGAACCGUUAACGAUGGCGAUUGCGUUUUGCCAAAGGAACAUCAGCAGUGGAGUCUUUCCUUGCACACCCUACAUCUACGUAUACAGCGAGGAUCAAAGUUGUUCGAAUAGUGUAAUCGUGAAAACGAACAAAUUUCUACUUGCAAAAAAAAAUAUUGAUAAUUACGCAUCGGCAUUCGCCUAGAAAAAUUGUGUGUAUCGUAUUUGGACAGUUCUUUAUAAACUUGCGUCAAAUGUAAGUUUUACUACAAGAAAUGACUGUACAAUAAGCAGAAAAAUGCCAGCAUUCUGUAGUAUUACGUGUUUUAUUUUGCUUCUGAAUACUUUAAUGUUUUUUCAAAGAUUCGAAUAUUGGGAACUAAAAAUGAAAAUUAUUUGUAAUUCAUUGAACACUGUUUCGGUAAAGCAUUCAGUACGAAAAUUUGUAAAUCAAUUAAAUCUUAGAGGCACAAGCGAGACGAGAUAAAAAUACAUCUCUUACAUUCUCACGCUUCCUGUACGAAUAUUUUUGCACCUCACUGUGUACAUACAUAUGCAUAGCCCACUUCUCCUGUUCUUUGCUAGUCAGCAAUUAGUUCUUAACAAGUAUCGAACUGCUAACGUAGUCUUACAUUUUACAUUUUUAACGGCUAAGAGCGGUAUCCUGAUUGUGCGAACUCCCGGAAAAAUAGUUGACUUAAAACUAACGGAUGGCAACGUAUAGUCGUUGCAAGACAAUCGUGUCAACUCUCGUCAUUAAUUCAUUUAUUCGCCCCUUAUGUUGUUAACCAAAGCCUUCUUGCAAAUGAAAUAGCAAUAAAAUUAUGUAACAAUUGAGAUCCCAAACAAUUCUUCAAUUUAACAACAGGGGAAGCUUUCAAACUCAUGUUGGAAGUGGGUCAUGACGUAAGGGUUGAAACUGAAGUACGGGAAAGUGGAGUUUGAAGUGCAGCUGCUUCAAUCUUCGCUAAGUCAUCGCAAUGAGACAUUUCUCAGCCUGAACUUUCUGGAAAAUUUAAACGAUUUUGAGUUGCCGAAAUUUCAGGGAAAGUAGUUAUUUUAAUUAACAAAAAUUUAAACGAUCUAACGAAAAGUUAGAAUUCUUGUACCCUAAGGAGAUGUGAAUAGCAUUCCUGAAGUGUAUACUUUCACUUCGAAUUAUCAGGAUCACUGUAAGUUUUAAAUAUUAAAAUUAAUUGUUUAGUUUCAGUGCUGAUCCUGAAGAAGUGAAGUUCUCGACUCCCGAAGAUUAGAGUUUACGGAUAAAUAUUUCAGUGUAGGCAACAUCCCUGAUUGACCUUGAAUAGUCAAUUCAUCCCGUUUGAAUGUGUAACAACACACGAAUCUUCGAAAGUCAAUGACGAGACAUUCUGACGAUCGCACUUGCGUUUACACGACAUACGUUGUCCCCUUUCGUUGAGCAUGCUGAAUUGUUUUCAGCAGUCGAACCUGCCAUAUAGUGUAUGUAUAUAUUUCUAUACACAUACAUAUAUAGAUAUUAUACGCUCCCACACAGUUUGAAGCAUCCAAGCACAUCUGUUCGCGCGUUGCUUCGCAGUUUUGCACAAUAUCGUUGAUUCUCCGUCGCGGUUCACCGUCGACGACAGCGUCACCCAUUUCCGAUGGUUGAACAGUUUUGCAGAGAUCAAAGCAGAGCCUCUAUACGCUCUCGAAGCGAUUAGGCUGAUUAGACUGUGGAUCUUUAAGCAAAGAAAUAUAUAUAUAUAUAUAAUUUAUCGAGCGAUCAACUGGAAUAUUAACAUUAUCUUACGUUCAAAUUUGUCGUCUAGAUAAUCACAAAAUUUGUCUACGUUUGGAAUAUAAUACAAUGUUUAAUUAUCUACACAUCAGAUCAUUAUGAAAAAUGUUUGCGUCGAUUUUAUCGAGUAAAAAAUUAAAUAGAGAGUUACUCUUUUUGUCGAUAAUCUUAAUAAGACCUUUUUUUUGUUAUGAAUUAACAAAAUUCGCAAUAUACUAGCUAAUUAACUGUUAUAGAUCAUGUUUGAUAUUAACAUAAGAAUUUAAGUAUGUUGUACAUUUAAUAAAAGAACAAAAUUCGCAGUCUAAUCGUGAUAAUCCCGAAAGUCGCGAAUCCAAAGCGUUUAUCCAAAAUGGAGGACGCUGUCACGAGUCGCGUAUAAGGCAUACUUUCGUUCUCGUGAUCGUGAAAGUGUUCGAAAAGACUAUAAAUUUAUCAUUCGUAGGCCCGCGAACGUUCAGUAUUGAGGCAGAAAUAGAACUGGUCUUUUCCUUCAUCUUUUCUUUUCCAACGGUAGUAGCCUGUUCGACAUAGCGUGUAAGCGAUUUUACGAUGUUUUAAUGUUCCUCGAAACCUUCUGUUUUUAUCGUCCAUCCUCCCUUCCCCCCGGCCCCUGAUGUUUCUUUCCUUCCGUUCGUGCAAUUGAAAAUGCUAUAAGCGUGUUUAGCCCGUCGACCGUUGUCUGUCGUCGAGUUUGCGUAUAUAUAAGCUUUGUAAAACGGCGCGAUUGACUCUUCUUAGGAUCGUAAUUAAAACUAUGAGACACGGGACGGAUUUUUCACAAGCGUGCGCGGCGAAGUUAGAGCAUCAGUGAAGUAAGUCUUUGGAUAAAAUACGGGGUACCUUGAUCGCAGGGCAUUAAUUUCACAAAAAUUUGUAUGAUUUCACUGUGAAAAAUUAAUGUACGUAUAUAAUUAGCUGCCGUCACGAGAUCGGAUGUUAAGAAUAGCUCGUCAAAAAUUUGUAACGCACUCGUCGCGUCCUGGACGUCUUUCGACCAAUAACACCGCCCCACUAGCUGCUCCACGGACAUAGUUACGUUACUGCAAACUGCCAUUCUGGGUGCGUAUGCGCGAAAAACCCGUCCCGUAUCUUAUCACUCUGUGAAGACACCACUGUCGUGUAAGGGACACGAGCGAGACAACGCCUGUAACGCGUGCUCACGGCCGAACCUUAAAACGCGACUUAUUGUUUUUUCGUUCGUUUCUUUCCAUUUUGUUGUUCCCCUUUUUUUCCCCGCCCUCCGUAAGGUUCUCUUUGACGCACGGUGUGUUCCGGCCAGUCGCGCGCUCGUUAAGACUUAAUGAUAAUUUCCAGAUUCUAGUCAAAAUAUGAGACCAUUGUUGCAAUUCGAACCGCGUUCGAUCGACGCGAGGUUUGUCGGGCCACCGUGUAUGUGUAGAAUCGUAUGCUGGGCAUGUAUCGCGACCCAACGGGAUCUUCUAUCGAGCGUCUGGAUCACGAUCAACGAUCUUGACUCGUUCGCGGGUCCGAGCUCGACGGCCGUCAGCACACGUUUGCCAGGGGAAGUAUUCUAAAAGGAAACAGACAAAAAAAAAAUAAUAUUAAUAAUAAUAUUAAUAAUGAAUUUGCUAUUGUUCGUCGGUGUAUAGUAAGAUUUAACACACACGUGUGGGCGGGCAACGUCCAAGCUCAAAGCUUACAAUAAUUAAAAGAAGUAAUUAAUAUAUUAAACGCGCGUGUUUGGUACAGCGACUAAGGAUCAUUAGAUGGCGUCUUCAUUUCCACGAGGUUUUUUAGACGUCUUUAUUGUACUGCUUACAAACGGCGGCGUCUAAUCGUACAUGUACAUAUUAUUAAACUUGUUAUCAAUGAUA
Messenger RNA from Megalopta genalis, 8151 nucleotides. The record is from RefSeq and is a predicted model, not a curated record. NCBI's taxonomy places the organism in Eukaryota, Metazoa, Arthropoda, Insecta, Hymenoptera, Halictidae.